Molecule: messenger RNA, 940 nt
Organism: Paramacrobiotus metropolitanus
Lineage: Eukaryota; Metazoa; Tardigrada; Eutardigrada; Parachela; Macrobiotidae
Exons: 5
Coding region: 120-698 (192 amino acids)
Source: RefSeq, a predicted model, not a curated record
AAAUACGAGCGGGACAAUAUAUCCCGGCGAAAUUCUAAUCUGUUGGCGCAAUGUUUACACUCCUUAUCAGUUGUACACAGUUUUAUCGGUAUUUUGCGUGACGCUUGCACACCGUCGCGAUGGGAGACGAAGAAACUGCUGUGGCAAAUGCGUGUUGCGCUGCCGGUAUUUGUCUUUUGUGCUGCGGAUGCUGCUACCUGAUCUUCGCCCUCGCAUAUUUGGCUGCCGUGACGGCGGUGCCGGCACUGGCCACCAAGCACAUGGUGGACAUGGGCGUGCCGGCAGCGGAUAUUCCCGCUCUGUGGAAAUGGCACGCGGCACUAGGAUAUGCCUUCCUCUUGGGCGCCAUCUUCCGCUCCUCGCACAACGAUUUCAUUACCAAAUUACGGGCCGGCAAAGAUCAGGACCCCGAAAGUGGACAGGCCACAGGAUGCAAAAUGGGUUGCCGAUGCAUCUUUGAAUUUCUGGUCUCUCUUAUUCCGCUAGCGAUAGCGAUUGGAUUAUUAUACACCAGUUUCCAGCUGUACUUUGACUCGCUAAACAAGGAAAUGUCGUUGCAUAUGUAUUAUUCUGCGAUACUGGGACUGGUUGUGACGAUCCCGGCUGUGAUCAUCUUCCCGUGUAUGUUGUUCUGCGCGGUGUGUGCCUGCUGUACUGCCUGUUGUGCCGGCGUCGUGUCCAGCAGCGCAUCCAUCUAACCAAAUUUGGUGUUUUUAAUGUUUAAAUUUUAACUAUAUAAUCAAGUAGUGUACCAGCGCUCGCAAUUUUUAUAAACUGGAUGGCUGUUGCGAAUAAAUCACAACAAUAAUUUAAUAUGUUCCAUAUUUUAUGUUAUCUUACUUUCCGUUAUCGUUAUUUUUUAGUACAAGCGUAAACUGAGGAAUUGUUUGAUUGUUAUGUGUUUGAUAUUAAUAAUGAAACCUCUUUUGCUCGGGUCGGA